Amblyraja radiata (thorny skate) is the source of this 2048-nucleotide messenger RNA. RefSeq names its product major facilitator superfamily domain containing 8-like 1 (gene mfsd8l1). Gene Ontology annotation, biological process: transmembrane transport. The record is from RefSeq and is a predicted model, not a curated record. The transcript has 13 exons. Bases 312 to 1532 code for a protein of 406 amino acids. Lineage: Eukaryota; Metazoa; Chordata; Chondrichthyes; Rajiformes; Rajidae. Gene Ontology annotation, molecular function: transmembrane transporter activity.
GAGGGGAGGAGCCGUCGACGGCGCCCGGCGGAGCUGACCCGACCCCCGCACCCCACAUCCCGGCCGCGGCAUGGAGACGCGCACCAAGCGCAGGCUGACCAACGGCGCCAUCGGGCUGCUCUUCCUCUUCAGCGGCAUCGACUGUAAUACUUCCAACGAUCUGGGCAUAUCUUGAGACACUGAAAGCUGAACCGUACUUUCUGGGUUUGGGACUAUCGGCCUUCAGUUUCAGUGGGCUGAUCGCUGGCCCUAUCCUUGGUCAUAUAUCAGACCGAUCAUGGAGGACAAAGCCCAUCAUCUUAUUUGCUAAUAUGUUCGAGAUUGUAGGAAAUUUUAUGUACUUCAUGGGAUAUUCAAAAUGGUUACUUCUUGGUAGUCGACUUGUCGCAGGCAUUGGGACGGGUGCUGGCGCGUGUAUUUUUGGAUAUCUUACUCGGUCUACCUCUACAGGGGAACGGGCUACAGUAUUUGCAGUCGUCAUGGCUGCGCGGCAGGCUGGGCUGUUGAUUGGACCAGGUUUUAAUUUAUUCCUGAGACUUUGCAACUUCAAUCUGGGGCCAUUUAAAGUCAAUAAAUACACGUCACCUGGGCUGUUCAUGUGUUUAAUGUGGACUAUUCUGCAAGUGAUCAUUAUCUUCAUGUACUAUGACCUUCCGUCGGUUCCCGUGGACAAUUGCAAAGUGGUUUCUGUUGAAGAGGAAGAAGAGCCUCUGAUUGGCGGUGUUGGAGACAGCAGCCGGUGCAGCACUGCUAUUGAACACGACAAAUCUCACGUCCCACCAACAAGUGAAACGGGCGGCGAAAAUAGCACAGCCGAUGAAGAUCACUACAUUCCCAAUGGCCACAUCGAAGACUGUAAAACCAAUAAUAAUCCAUUUCACAAUUUUAGCGCUGCAAAAGAAUAUCUACGCGAGGAAGUGGUUGUUGUAUUGACAGCACAAUUCAUUACUCUCUUCAAUCAGACUGCGCUAGAGACAAUGGUUACCCCAAUGACCCAGAAAUAUUUCAACUUUGGAGAACUGGAGAACAGUUUGAUGUACUGUAUGUGUGGAGUGGAGGUAAUAAUUGGAUUUUUUAUUGUGAGGUGGCUAAGCACUAAAUUUGCAGAUCGAGUAAUUCUGGCACUGGGGCUUGUCAUAUGCAACAUUUCUUGUGUUUGGUGUUUAAUCUUCUUGGCAAAUCCUAAAGGAGGGUUUUCCAUUUUGCUCUGCGAGUUUGUGGUUGGUGUGUUUCUCCAGAUCCUGGGCUUGCCCUUUGUCGCAGUAUCUCAAGUAUCUUUAUUUUCAAAAGUGACAGCGGAGAAAACUCAAGGAUUUAGUCAUGGACUGCGUCGAUCAAUAGGUGGAAUUGCCACAAUAAUGGGCCCAAUGUGGGCGGGGGGACUAAUUCAUAAUCUUUAUAUCAUGUUUGGCGUCAUGAUGGGACUUCUGACACUUCUAACUAUAAUGAUGAUAUUGUCCUACAGCUAUCUGGUUGAACCCGCCCCAUCACAAAUGUCAUCUGUGAACAGAAGAAACAUGGAUGAUGACUGAUUAAAAUGUCAUGAACUCGAGUAGGAGUGUACAAGAUGUCCAAUGCUGCUGCUGCGAUGCUUUUUACUACAUAAUGCUGCCACAUUGAAUGUGGACAUUCUGAUCAAGCAAACCUUUUGUACGUGGUGAUAAAUGUAAAGAACAAUAUAAUGUUAUAUAAAGUGAUCGGAGAAACUAGAAAGGCAAUAUUAAAAUGUGAACAAAAUAAUGCAGUCCUGUUCAUUUCAGGUUCUCUCAGAGUAUAUCGUUUCUAGAAUUUAUAUUUUAAAUUGCAGGACAUGAUUUUGAGAAAAUUUAUUUUUAAAUCACUGUUAAAUAGACUGCAUUUAAGAUAAAAAUCACAUUUUCUGCAUUCAGGUGUAAGUGUGCAUCAAAUGUGUUCUGAAACUGUGGAAAAUAGACAAUGUUAGAUGUGACAGUGUGUCAUAAAUGUAUUUGAUGGAGUAUGUUUUGUAUUGACGAUGGACCUGACUGUUUUAAAAAAGAACAUGUAAUAAAUAACUAAUUUAAUUCUGA